UGUAAAGGACUUAUUAUACCUUCUUUUGGAGUAAUUUUACCGUUAGUCAAAACCCUUUCUGCCCGGCAAAGCUAAGGAGAUACAUUUUCUGCAGGUAAUUCCACUGCUUCAAGGAGUUGCAGCCCAGCUAAACCACCUGGAACUGGUUACUAAAACAAGAAGACUCCUUAUAUACAGCUGUCCUUUUUGGAUUUGAAAAUGUGGCAGACCUGAUGAAACCGGCCACCUGGUGACCUCCACAAAAGCCAACUUAGCUGGACCUGACUGCCUUCUCUUUUUAGUCUCCAGGGCUGAUAUGACUGAUGCAGAGCUGACAUGAAUUGGAGUAAAGGCAGCAACUGCAGUAACUGCUCCCACUGGACCCCCACCCGGGCCAAGCCCCGCUGACUUUUGUUAGAUGAUUUAGGAUGAUCAGCUUUCAUCGCUAGAGGAAAGGGAGAGGCAUAAAGAAAAAGCUAUGCCCCCACCAAAGAGAAACUUCUUUUUGACACAAAUAGAUAGGCUCCUCUCAAAUCACCAUGUGUCCUCAGAAAAGCAAACAUACCAAUCGCUCAUCAUGCUCGUUAUUUACACUUGAUUCAGAGAAGACAAAUUUAAAGCAUCCUCGAAUUCAAAUUGGAAUCUGAUGCUCCGGGACAGAGAACAGUGAGCCAAAGUUCAUGAGCAAAGACUAGACUCUCUCCACAGUCUGGAGGCUGUAAAUCUUGUCCCUUCCGCUGACUAACAAGACACAGAGGAAGGUGUUGAAGCUUCCUGUUUCCUCCACAGUCACCUGCCCACUAGCUAUCUCUAGGGAUUGGGCAUUUAACAAUUUGCCUAACUCAUAGCUGACCUAACCGGUAAUUAUCUCUUCAAUGAAAUAAUACUCUCACAUCCCGGGGAAACAUGAAAAAUAUAAUCACUAACAGAAUCUCAGGCUGGAAAGAGCCUACAGAGUGACCCACAUGAUGAGGAAUGGGCAUUUUAUCCUCCUGCACCUCUACUGGCUUUUUUCAGAGCCUGGGGUCCAGUCACCGGAUGCCGCUCAGAACACCUCAUGAAACAAACUGGAGAAAUGCCCUGUGACUCACAGGCCUUCCACUAAGAGCCAAUGGCCCAGCAAAGCAUGAAAGUGAGACCAGUGCUUCUGAAGCGGAACAGUCUGGACUCGGUGGAUUUCAUCAAAGCGCCCCAACACCGCAGGAGCAAAUCUCAGCAAGUCCGGUUCAAGGAGGAUGGGGCCAACCAGCAGCCCACUGACCUGGGGGAAGCGGAUGCCCAAGAGACCGGGGACCCAACCCUGACAGGGAAGACAGAGGUGUCCAGGCCCCACUACUCGCCCAGCUAUUCCCUCUCUCUCCCCCGAUCGCGAAGUGGGAAUAUUCGGAACAUCGCUAUCCAGACCUCCCCUAGCCUCAGGAAGCACUUCCCGGUGUUCAAAAGGAAGAAGCUGACCGCCAGCAAGUCUCUGCUGGAGAUGCCCACCAAAUCGAAGAGCUCCAUCCAACUCAACGGCAACCUCCCCGAGCAAGACGCCGUGGCUUCAGACCUUGCCUAUUUAAGCAUUACUCCGCCUUUUGGAGAGGAGCCUAAGAGAGGCAAGAGAGCUCAUCCUUUCUUCUCCAGAGUGGUCAAGGUGCAAAGCAACGGGCCCCUCAGCAUAGCCAUGGACCCAGGUAGUUUAGGAAAGCAAGAGAAGGCCACAGCUUCUACCCAGGUCCCAGAGGAGGGACCACACAGUCCUCCAUGUGAAGCAAAAGCCUUCAUUUGUGGCCGAGAGCCCACUGGUGAGUUAAGUUCUAUGAUAGAGCCUUCUGAAACAAGCAGGACGGAUGGCAACACCAUGUUGCCCUCUGUUUCAGAAAAGCCUUCCUCCUGCCCAAAUGCCACCAGCAGAGUCCACCCCCAUUGUGACUCCUACCAAGCAGAUACACAUGAUCCCAAAUCGAUUUUUCCCAAAGAAGACUCUGCAUGUACACGGCCAGCUCCUUCUUCACCUCCAUUAAAGGAAGCGUGUACUCCACCAGCUCCGCUCACUCCCAGCUCCUCUCCCAGCCUCUUCAGAGACCUUGGACAGUCCACCCACCUCAGAUCGGCUUCCGACUGGGUAACGCUGAGUAACAAUAAUCAGGGCCUAAUAACACUGGCAGCUGGUAAUGCAUCAAAAUCUGCUCCCUCCUGUCAGGGGGAGAUGGAGAAAAAUUCCACCCAAUCUGAUGCUCCAGAGUUUAAAACUGGUUUAGGAAGCUUUCACAUCCAGCCCUCUCUCCCAAGGAAGGAAAUAAAACCUCAAACCAACAAAGAGAUUAGAGAAAUUAAUCAAAUUCACCUGGCACACGGUGAACUCUGUGACCUCCAAGGCAGACUGCAAUCCGUAGAGGAAUCUUUGCACUCAAACCAAGAGAAGAUUAAAGUCCUUUUGAAUGUAAUUCAAGACUUGGAAAAAGCCAGGGCCUUAACAGAAGGGCGCAACUUUUAUCGCACUGGCCAGGAUCUCAACAACUGCAGCACUUGCCAGAACACGGCAUGCAUCAUAUACAGUGUAGAAUAUGACUUCCGACAGCAGGAAGGCAGAUUCCAUCAAGUCCUAAAGACCCUGGAUCAAGUGGAACAGAUUCCGGAGUCGUCCCCUCCACAGCAGGUGCCUGUAGACCCUCCCAUCCCCGAAAAACAGGACAUUCGAAGAAAAAGUAAAAAGAUGAAAAAGAAAUGUUUCUGGUGGAUUUGAGCUUGCUAGUUACCACUGGCUACCCAAUUCCCAGUCUGCCUUCCAGAAGAAGAAGAGCUGUAACUCGAGGCUUUACAGCUCUGCAGUGAAACCACAAACAAAGCCAUGGUACCACGCUCAUCAAUCAGCAACUUAGAGGACAGAACUGUGGAAGCUGAAAACUGAGCUUGAAAAUAUACACAGGAAAAAAAAGACUCAUCAGCUUGUCCACCAUGUAUUUAAGGGGUUAGAGAUGCUUCGCAGACAGCAAACCAUUAACUGUCAAAUAAUAAAGCCAAAUUUUUGGUUGGAAAUGGAGGAGGAGGAAUGCAAAUGGCCACUCCCACAUCAGUCAAGCAACCAAUGGCAUUUAUUGAGCACCUACUGUGUGCAGAGCACUGGACUGAGUGUU
This is a messenger RNA of Tachyglossus aculeatus (Australian echidna), 3098 nucleotides long. RefSeq names its product inhibitory synaptic factor family member 2B (gene INSYN2B). Gene Ontology annotation, cellular component: postsynaptic density. Lineage: Eukaryota; Metazoa; Chordata; Mammalia; Monotremata; Tachyglossidae. The coding region runs from base 1091 to 2707 and encodes 538 amino acids. Gene Ontology annotation, biological process: inhibitory postsynaptic potential. The record is from RefSeq and is a predicted model, not a curated record. The transcript has 5 exons.